Carassius carassius (crucian carp) is the source of this 5575-nucleotide messenger RNA. RefSeq names its product ETS domain-containing transcription factor ERF-like. The record is from RefSeq and is a predicted model, not a curated record. Gene Ontology annotation, cellular component: nucleus. Gene Ontology annotation, biological process: regulation of transcription by RNA polymerase II; cell differentiation. Bases 530 to 2524 code for a protein of 664 amino acids. Gene Ontology annotation, molecular function: DNA-binding transcription factor activity, RNA polymerase II-specific; sequence-specific DNA binding. The transcript is spliced from 5 exons. Lineage: Eukaryota; Metazoa; Chordata; Actinopteri; Cypriniformes; Cyprinidae.
AGAGAGAGAGAAACGGGGGGAGGAGACAGCGAGUAAUUUCAGACUAGGAAGGAGUGGAGGAAGGAGAAAAAAAGUCGGUGUGAAAGAGAGAAUGGGAAACUGACUGAUAUACUGCGAAUGGCGAGCCUCGGGAGAGCAGAUGACAAACUAACACAAGGAUAAAAUGUUGCGAAAAUCAUCAACUGGGCACAAGAGCGCGCGUCUGUGACAGAGAGACGCGGAGUGCUGCUUCUGCGCGGUGUUGGGAUUGUACCGAUCGCUCCCGGGACAGAAGGGAAAGCGCUGUUUCGGAACUCCGUUGCACCCCGUCCCGUCACGUCCCGCCAGUGGAAGUACUGAGCCUCUGUCCCAAACUCAGUGCUGUCGGUCGGAGGGUUUGGAGGAUCGUGUGAAGAGGCCAGAAAAAACACAGCGGGAACAACAAGAGCGCUGAACAUUGGACAAAAGUUUGGCCUUUUGGAGACGGGGGUGCGGGAGAGGCCGAGUCUCGCGCUGCUGAACUGACAACUUCACCCAGCUUGAUUUCACCAUGAAAACCCCGGGGGACACGGGGUUUCCGUUCCCAGACUGGGCCUAUAAGCCCGAGUCCAGUCCUGGCUCCAGACAGAUCCAGCUGUGGCACUUUAUCCUAGAGCUGCUGAGGAAGGAGGAGUAUCAUGAUGUGAUUGCCUGGCAGGGAGAUUAUGGGGAGUUUGUGAUCAAAGACCCUGAUGAGGUGGCCAGGCUGUGGGGCGCCCGCAAGUGCAAACCUCAGAUGAACUACGACAAACUCAGCAGAGCUCUCAGGUAUUAUUACAACAAGAGGAUUCUACAUAAAACUAAAGGAAAACGCUUCACCUACAAGUUUAAUUUCAACAAGCUGGUCCUGGUCAACUACCCUUUCAUUGAUAUGGGGUCUGCAGGAGCGGCUGUUCCUCAAAGUGCUCCACCAGUGCCUACAGGUCCCCAUUUCCGUUUCCCUCCAUCCACUCCUUCAGACUUGCAGGUGUCUGAGGUGCUGCGGUCCCCCAGCAGCGAGGAACUGCGCAGUCCGGGGAUGUUCAGCGGCCGCCGCAUCGCACGUGGCUCUGUCUCUGACUGCAGCGAUGGAACUUCUGUCAACUCUGAGAUCGAAGAUGGGAACGGAGGUGCGGCGGAGGAGAGAGUCACUGAACGAGUGGCUGAGAGAGGUGGAGGCGGCGGUUUCCGAGGUGCUGUUCAUCCUCGUCUGUCUCACGAGGCUAUGUUCAGGAUGUACGGUGGACCGGGUGGUCACAGAGGUCAUCGAGUGUCAGAGGUCGGCGGACACAGGGUUCAUCCCGAGCCUCUCUCGCCAUUCACCAUCUCGCCUCUGCCGGGUCCGGGAGGUCCAGGCCUGUUGGCACCACCUCUCUCGCCGGCACUCUCCAUGACCCCAGGCUCUCACCUGGCCUACACUCCUUCCCCUUCCCUGUCGCCCAUGCCUGGCUCCAUCUUCUCCUUCAACCCAGAGGACAUGCAGCGCUACCUGCAGGCUCACACCCAGAGCGUCUACAAUUACCACCUGAGCCCUCGUGCCUUCUUUCAUUACCCAAACAUCAUCGUUCCUCAGCCUCAGCGCCCCGACAAAGGCAUGCCCGGACCCCAGGGUUGUGAUCGUGGUCCUGCCGAGAGGCCUUCGGUGCUCAACAGCCAUCACUCCAGCCACCCACCACCUCACGCUCACCCUGUUCACCAUCACCUGGGGGAGGAACAGCACCAUUCUCCAUUCAAGUUCAAGCUCCAGCCUCCCCCAUUGGGCCGAAAACACCGCGACAGUCAGGGUCGACAGGGCUCGCUGUCCUCCACAUCUACAUCUGGCCUGGGUUCCUCUUUGUCAUUUGGGAGUGAUCUCAGUUCAGCCAGCGGAUCAGGACUGGUGUCCAACUCCUCCUCAACUGGCUCGCUGAACAGCGCCGGGUUGCCCAAGAUUAAGGUUGAGCCCAUAUCUGACAUUGAAUCAGAGGAGGAAGUCGAAGUGACGGACAUCAGUGAUGAAGAAGCUGAUGAAGAGUUUGAUGUUUUCCCCUCUCACUACCAUAAACACCGUCAUCACCGUCACCAUAAUCAUUAUCCACACGGCCAAAAGCACCAACAGCCCAACGGCACUGAUGCCGCUCUCCACACAGAUGAGGACUUGGAGGAAGAGGUGUUCAAAGCCCCGGCCCCUCCACCCUUCUUCAUCCCUCCCACCUCAUCCUCAUGCGAUGGUCGCCGUGGUAACUCCGUCGUGAAGAGUGAACCCGUGGAGCCGGCGGACAUGCAGCUGACCUCCGGCGGGCUGCCGCAAACCAGCUCCCAGUGCAUCCCACUGAAGCUCCGGUUCAAACGGCGCUGGGAUCAGGACCAGCACAUGGAAGAGGCGGAGGACAAGAAAGUGAGAGGAGAAGAGAGGAACGGGAUGGCGGAGGAGAGUGGAAGUGGGAGCGGAGAAGCAGAGAGCCCACCUCCUCUCGCUCAUCACAGAGUUAGUACCGAGCUCCACCGAGCCACGGCACAGCUGUCACUGGAGAACAAGGAGUGCUGAUAUGCAUCGACACACCUAGACGACUGCUGAUAUACAACUCUACAACUGCUGAUGGACCCACACUCACACCUGACUCUUUAGAUCAAUGACUGCUGAUACUCACAACAGUAAUACUGACACACACACUGCACACUUAGACUAACUGACCCUUGCUUAAUCGAAUCCCGUUCCCCAGGCUGCCCUCGUUCCCCGGCCGCCCUCAGCUUCAGACGAGGGGCUCUCCAGCACAUGUUCUAGUACAUCUCAAUGUGACCGUAAUGAAGAAUGAGUUCACCCACGUGCCCCAGCGACCCUCAGGAGUCAUGAACUUUGACCUUUGGCACUAGAGAAUAUUUUAUAUUUUUAGAAGAGAAUUUAAUUUUGCAAAGUGCCUGUGAGCUGUCCCUCAAAAUCCCACAAAGAGAGCUAGAGAUGGGUGUCAGAAAGACUUGAUCUUCUUCUCCAGCAGCCCAGCAUUAUUGUCCUCAGCAACAGACUGUGAUCAGUCUCCAUUUGAUGUGGUGGGAUACAAAUGCACAGAAAGUCACAAACAGACUCUGUUCUAAAACCAGCCUGGUCAGAAGUCCGAACCCUCAGGGACACAAUCCCUCAACACACACACACACACACUCAGACGUGACCCCUUUCUUAUUCCUUGUAUGAAGUGUCUGAUUCGACUUUGACUGUGUGUGUUUCGGAAAUCUAGCUGUGUGUAAGUUCUCAGGAAAUCUCUCUCCUUUCCUUUUCUAUCCAAACCAGCUCUCCUUAAAACUCUCACACUCUCUUCCGUUCUCUUUCUUUCCUCUGGGACCAUACCUGAAUCACUUUCAUUCCGUUGGGGAUGAAGUGACUCGGGCAUAACAUGCGGUUCUGAGACCAUGAUCCUAAAUCUCUUAAAUGGCUAGUUCCUUAGUUGGUUAGUCUUUGAAACGACAGUCUGAAGGUAAUACACAUUAGGGAGUUUAUAACAAGCUUCCCUUGUAUAGACAGUCCUUUAAAUGUGAACUAAACCAGCAUCCCAUACACACACACACACACACAUAAACACACAAGCUUGUACAGUGAUACUAGACCAUCUGGGGGUCAAAUUUGAACUAUUUUGGCGCUUGAUGUACCCUAGUGCUGAUUCUUUGUCCUGAUUAACUGUCCACAGUCCUUCAGCCACACAGAACAGCCGUGGACCUCUAUGAGAUCUUACUAUGGACUUGGGCAGGUGAAAUAGCAGUUUCAAUCCAUAAUCCCUAACAUUUAAAUACUAAUUUAAGAAUAGAAAGACAGCAAAAGGCAUGUGGCCAGAAGUCGCUCUCUUGCGCGCACACACACACACAUACACACACUCAACCUCUUAUGCCUUGUUUUAAUAGCAUGUCUGACAAGGAAAAACAAAAUCUUUACAAAAGAACAGUAUACACUCAAUAUACCUUUAUAUAUUAUGUGUCACAUACUAUAAACGGAAAGCAUAGCAUUAACAGAUAUAUCAAUUUCAGGGGGGUUUGUAACAGAUUUCAUUUUGAGGGGAAGGUUGACUCUUCUCCUCAGGGUUAACGUUGCUGUUUGGGUAAGGGAGGAAAAUUUAGCUUUUCUAGUCAUGGUAAUAAAAGGUAGGGUAGAGGAGCAAAAGACUUAAUUGUACAUAAGACUCUAACAAAGCAUGAGAGCUUUGCACCACAGAUGAUGUGGCACAUUCGGUUCUUCAACCAGCACGCACCUCUUCAACAUCCUGUUAUUACUGCCUCAACUGAUGUGUGUGUGUGUGUGUGUGUGUGUGUGUUUGAGAGAGGCUGCAGGUCUCUGUAUGUCACACCACACCCAAGGCUAUAAUUAUUUUGAAAUUUUGCAUCAUGAACCUCAUAAACCUGUGUGCACUAAAGCCCUGUGGAAGUUGAGCAAAGGACUUGAGACAUCAACAGGGUGGCCAGUCGGACACUAGCCAUGAAAUAAUGGUUUUACAGUGACAGGAAGGAGUUAUAUCAUGGCUUAAGUGCCCCUAAUACCUAAGAUAAUACAUCAAACAAAACUGACUUGGCAACGGGUUACCUCCUCAAAGUUUUGGACUCUUUCUAGCUGCCUUAUUCCCAGUAUAAUCAGAUUGGAUUAUGUUUAAGAUCUCCUCUUGCUUUCUUAAUCGAUUCGCCAAGUCUUUAACUAGGAUGCACUUGGUUUUACGCCCGGCAUACCUCAAAACUGAAAAAUUAAAUUGAGAUGGGGUGAGCAGUAUUGACCAGUGCAGUCUUGUAAACUUUUAAUUGGGCACAAAGUGUGUGCAUUGUUUCUCUUUAGGAGGGAAGUUAUUUGUUUUCUCUUAGGCUGCUCUCAUCGGUUAUCCCAGGAUGUCACUUUUUCAAGUCGAAUGAUGUUUUGUUUUUCACCUGAACUGCUCUCUGAUCUCAAUGUUGCUGUUCAUCCUAAUUAUUAUUAGUUAUCAUUAUUUUGUUGACAUGUUCUCCUCAUAUUGUCGUCAUGAUAACAUUGUUUCCCCCAGCCCUGCCUUCCCACGAGCAACCCGACUGUGUUUAGUGUAAGAUUUAAACUUUUGUAAAUUAACGUAAAACUGUAACUUUAAUAUGGGUGGUUAUUGUGGAGAGAUAUAGGAUGGAGGAAGGGCAUUCCGGGGACGACCAGGUUUAUGAUUUGAACUCAAGUCAUGUCAUGUAAUUGUUAUUUUGUAGUGUUACUGAUUUCUUGCUUUUGUACAUUUUUUUUUUUCAUCGGGGGAUUGUAUGAUUUUAAAAGAUAUAUUGUGUAUUGUUUUAUUGUGUAAAAGUCUCGAUCUCUCACUUUCUUUCUCAAAAUGUAUUUCUGUGGUUUCAUAAUUCAUAAUAUCAGGUUUUUAAUACCAUGAUGUAACAUUUAAAUUCCUCCUUUAUUCGUUUUUUUGUGUUCUUUUUCAGAAUUGUAAUUAAAAUGUAAUCAGGGUCAAUUAAACUGGUUAAAAGCCAUCUGGUUUCUGCAACCUUUUUCCAUCUGUUUCAGUUUUGUGGAAGCUCUUACAUGUGUUGGUUUUUUUGCAAUGACUACGCUUUGAUGAGGGGCAAUCCAAUAAAUAAAUAGAUAUGAUUCCAAGCAAAGAAA